AAACCAUAUGUCAAAUUCUGGGUUGGGAACUUGAAGGGUGGGAUCAGUGGAGGACGCAAUAGUGACAGAGGGAGAGGGAUUCGUACCAUUGAUGAAAUCAUGAAGGUUUUGAUAAUUUAGAAGAGGAAUAAAUUGAGUUUUCCGUGCCAAAUAAUUUUUUGGUGUAAGUCUAACAGCAAAAGAAUGGGUAGAGGUGUGAAAUCAUGAAGGUUUUGAUAAUUUAGAAGAGGAAUAAAUUGAGUUUUCCGUGCCAAAUAAUUUUUUGGUGUAAGUUUAACAGCAAAAGAAUGGGUAGAGGUGAUGAUAGAAGUGGGAGAAGUGCAAGAGGAAGAAGUGACGGGAACGACAGACAUGGCGGAAAAACAUGGAAGAGAAUUUUGUUUAAGGCUUUGAUACCAUGUGAAAUAACAAGAAUAAUAAGGAGAUUAAGAAGUCAAGGUAUUCUUCCUUAUCUUGAUGUAUUCAUGAAUAUAAGCUUAUAUAGUUGUACAAAGUAAAAAGGAUAGAUACAGGGAAUAACUACCAAGAGUCAUACGCUAAUUACAAAUGUAAAAGAUAAUUACAAAGAGUCCUAGUAAUGAAAUAAUUCUACUUUAACACACCUCUCAUCUUAUCCUUUCAUUUAGUUAUUGCGUAGUUUCUUAUAUUUUUCAAUGUGUUGCUUUCUGCUGUUGUAUUUGUUGUGUAUCUUGCUACUUUGUUCUCUCUUUUCUUGCAAUCCUGUCGGAUACUUCCCUUUGAGUCGAGGAUCUUUCGGAAACAACCUCUCUACCAAACAAAGGCAGGGAUAAAGUGUGUACAUCCUCCUUCUCUAAUACUACUUGUAGGAUUACACCGGUUAUAUGUCAUUGUCGUCUUAACCUGUGUAUAUUUGUACUCACUUGCAAAACCCUUGGAAAUUGAGCAUCAGAGUAACCUAUCUUGCCCUCUAUUACGUAUAUGUUGCCCAAAAAUAAUGCCUCGAUGUCAAGUACCUUGGGGAAUUCUUUCAAAAACAUAAAACUUAAGACAAAACAUACCACAGAGUCAUAUUUUCAGCUUUUUUCUUUUUGGCCACUUAUGCGUCUCUAAGGAGGUGCUAACCCACACACAGUCAUCUGUCGAGCCAGAGUGAUUUUAGCACUUGAAAAUAUAUAUAGUUUAGGGGGUAACGUAAACAAGACAUAGUUUAAGCAUGAAACUAAUAAACACCUAAUAAUUUAGGGAAUGAAAUAUAUAUAUAUAUAUAUGUGUGUGUGUUGACUAUAAUUUUUUAAAAACAGAAAGUAGUCACUCCAAUUUCCAAGCAGUAGUAAAGUAAAAAAUGAAGCAGCAAAAGAGUAAAAUUUUAAAAAGAAAAAAAAACCGAAACAAAUUUCCUUAUUCUGAAAACGGGCUUUUCAAUAAAACUUAUUACAUGGUCCGUGGUCUUCAAGGAAUAAAAGAGUAUAUCCUAAAUUGCUUAGGAUUUGUUACGUACUUUGUAGUUUACCUAAGCCAUGUCUAAAUAGGUUUAGGUUUUACUCCUAGUUAAUAUAGGUUUAAUUUACACCAUUAUAAAUAUGAGUACUAUUAUGGAAUAAUUAAAAACCUACUACCGCCUUUCUCUCUCUCUCUCUAUAUGUAAUUAACUGCUGGAACUCGGAAUCAAAAUAAGCCACACAAUUAAAAAAAUGACCAAAUAGGUCAUCUAUUUAAAAAGUUACCAAAAUAGGCUAAACGUAAUAAUUUAUUACGUUUUUCACUUUUUUGUUAACGGUCAACUAACUGAGUUGAUAAAAACGUAAGUAUUUCUUACGUUUUACACGAUGAUUGGAAAAAAAAAUUGUGAGUUAUCUAAUCAGUAAUAAAUACACUUUUUAAAAAAUUAUGUAAAAACGUAAUAAAGAGUUACGUUGUUGAAAACUAAAGGUGGUCCACUUUUACCGAAGGUACGCCGAUUAGGUAAAAGGAUAAACAAAGAGGAAAAAGCAUACUGCAGGCAGAACAUAUAAGUAUUACAGUAUAAUUUAUUCAAUUAUAAAUUUAUAAUUAAAAGUAUUUUUUAUUAGAAAAUAUUAUUUCAUUUUAAUGUUAUUUUAGCUCAAAGAAAAUAUUAUAUUAGGAAUUUAAGAUUAAAGUUGACAGUUAUUUUCAACUUUAUCCUUAACAUCAAAGAAGAUUUAUUUUUAGUAUUUCUCAAUUCUAAAUAAAAUCUAAUAAAUUGGGCAACUUAAUAAUUAUGCCUUAUAUUUGUUAUUUUAUGUCAUGAACGUGAAAUGAAUUAAAAUAAUAGUUAUAGUGGGAUGGAGGGAGUAGGAUGGUAAGAAAUAUUUCAACAAGAUAAAUUUUUUUUUUUUUUCAAAUGUUUAUACUGCAUAUAGAGUCCCUAUAAUAAUUGUCUCAGUUGAAAGAAAUUUUUUAAAUUAAAAUUAUUAAAAUCAUAUUUAAGAUCAACAGAAAUGAAAUGAUUUAAGUAUAAAAUUAAUUGAAAUGAAAAUUAUUGAGAGAAAUUGAUUGUAAAACAAAUUUUGUUCAUAAUUUUGUGGUCUGUUUCCUGUGGUCGGAUUUUGCCUUUUUUUUAAUAGUGAAAAAGUUAUAGAAAUAAACUUCAAAUAUAAAAAAUAUAUAAAAAAAAAAAUUUAAGGCCUUAUUUUGAAGUUUCUCUUUAGACCACACAAUAUAUUGAGCCGCCUGCAUCUAGCAUCAUCAUCUAAAUCGUUGUCCAACAAAACCAAGGAAAAUUAGAAAAGCUAAAAGAGAAGAAUGUUGUAAACAUGCUUAUCACAAAACAAUAGAAGGUGGUAAUGCUAUUCAUACCAAACACACAUACAGUGAUCUCUUUAGUUUUGAAAAAAGUCAAACAACGUAACUUUUUAUUACGUUUUUACACAAUUUUCUGAAAAAAUCAUUUAUUACUGAUUAGACAAUUCAAAGUUUUUUUCCCUCAACCAUCGUAUAAAACAUAAAAAAUUCUUAUGUUUUACAUUUUUUUUUUUAUAAAACGUAAGAAGUUCUUACGUUUUUAUAAAAGUCAACUCCGUUAGUUGAUCGUUAACAAAAAAGUGGAAAAUGUAAUAAUUUAUUAAGUUUAGUCUAUUUUAGUAACUUUUUAAAUAGACACCCUAUUUUGAUCACUUUUUUAAUUGCGUGGCUCAUUUUGGUUUCGAGUUGCCAUCAUGGAGAGACGAGUAACAACCACCAAACGUCCACACCCAAUGUGGAAAAUUUAUAGGGUUAUUAGCAGCCAUUUGGGAGGGGUAAGAUCAGUUGCGGUCGAUCCUAGUACUACUUGGUUCUGCACUGGAUCCGAAGAUCAGACUAUAAAGAUAUGGGAGUUAGCAAGUGGUGGGUUAAAGCUCACGUUAACAGGUCACGUUGGACAAGUAAGAAGUCUAGCUGUUAGCGAUAGACACACAUUCACGUUCUCAGCUGGCGAUGAUAAGCAAGUUAAAUGUUGGGACCUCGAACAAAAUAAGGUGAUUCGCUCAUAUCAUGGCCAUCUAAGUGGCGUUUACUCCUUAGCUCUUCAUCCCACAAUGGAUAUCUUGUUCACUGGGGGUGGUGAUUAUGUUUGUCGAGUAUGGGAUAUUCGGAGCAAAGUACAAAUUCAUGUUCUGUCCAGAGGCGGAUGCAGAAUUUUAAACUUCCUUACGGUAGCGGGUGUGGGUUUCCACUGGUUCUGUCUGGACAUGAUGACGCUGUUUGUUCUGUUUUAACUCGAACAACGGACCCUCAGGUUGUAACGGGAUCUUCUGACUCGACCAUAAAGUUAUGGGAUCUUAGAUAUGGUAAGACAAUGACAACGUUAACACAUCAUAAGAAAUCCGUUCGAGCUAUGGUUCAACAUCGUAAGGAAGAUUAUUUUUUCGGGUCUGCGUCAAGUGACAACGUAAAGAAAUUCAACCUUCCAAAAGGAGAAUUUUUGCAGAAUAUGAAUAGUGAUAUUCCACAACAGAAGACUAUAAUCAACGCCAUGGCGGUUAAUAAUGAAGAUGUAAUGGCGACAGGAGGUGACAAUGGGAGCUUGUGGUUUUGUGAUUGGGCAAGUGGUUGCAACAUACAACAACCUCAAACCAUUGCUCAACCUGGAUCUCUUGAUGGCGAGGCCGGUAUCUAUGCUCUCUGCUAUGAUGUAACAGGCAGUAGGCUUAUUAGUUGUGAAGCUGACAAGACCAUCAAGAUGAAGCUACGUACCACAUAUGAACAGAGUUAGAAAAUGUACUUAAAUCGUCUACGUUUAUUGCUAAAAUUGGACUGUUGUUCACUUAUUGCUAUUAUUCCACGUGUAUAUUUCGAGUCAGAUUGCUUAACUUAGUACCUUUUUUUCAUGUUAAAAUUCUGGCUCCUACAAUUCCAUUUUCGUUAUCGUUUAGUUGAUAUAUAUAUAUAUAGUGUUUGCUUUUCUUUUAUACAUGAAGAAUUGAA
Capsicum annuum is the source of this 4386-nucleotide messenger RNA. RefSeq names its product protein pleiotropic regulatory locus 1-like. Gene Ontology annotation, cellular component: precatalytic spliceosome; Prp19 complex; catalytic step 2 spliceosome. Gene Ontology annotation, biological process: mRNA splicing, via spliceosome. The transcript has 2 exons. The coding region runs from base 3542 to 4174 and encodes 210 amino acids. The record is from RefSeq and is a predicted model, not a curated record. Lineage: Eukaryota; Viridiplantae; Streptophyta; Magnoliopsida; Solanales; Solanaceae. Gene Ontology annotation, molecular function: protein binding.